Molecule: messenger RNA, 3355 nt
Organism: Macadamia integrifolia
Lineage: Eukaryota; Viridiplantae; Streptophyta; Magnoliopsida; Proteales; Proteaceae
Product: pentatricopeptide repeat-containing protein At3g22470, mitochondrial-like
Exons: 1
Coding region: 197-2038 (613 amino acids)
Molecular function (GO): protein binding
Source: RefSeq, a predicted model, not a curated record
UUGUCGGAGCUUAUCGGUUUAACUGGUGCCGUUUGGUCCGAUUCCGAUUUUUGAAACGGUAGUUGAGGGUUUGGAGGAGAAGGAAGAAACCACUGCAACUUGAACGGGAAAGAGAAAAAGGAAAGAAGAAUUUAGGGUUUUGGGAGUUCGGUUUCAUAUUCGAAUCACUCUGAAAUUGAAGUUCGUAUAUGUAGAAAUGGUCGUAGCUUCCCUCUUAUCUUCUCCAAAAACUGCUAAAAGGGUUAGUCUUUCUUCCUUAUUCAGAGACUCACUUACAAUUCCCAAAUCUGAUUCGAAAACUACGAAGAAAAUCUCUAUUUCCGACACUCGCGACGUAACCCAAUUGGAAAACAUCAUCAAAGGUAAGUGCAGAUCAAGAAAUUUUGAUCUCAAUGAUGCAAAUGCUCUCUUUGAUCGCAUGCUUCUCAUGAAACCCAUUCCUUCCGUCUUCAUAUUCAAUCAUCUUUUAACUGCAAUUUCCAGGAUUGAACACUAUUUACCUGCGAUUUCCUUCUAUAGAAGAAUGAUCUCAAUUGGUGUUUCUCCUGAUUUCUUUAGUUUAAACAUUCUUCUCAACUGUUUCUGUAAUUCAAAUCGGGUUUCUUUUGGUUUAGCGGUUUUUGGGGAACUCUUGAGGCGAGGUCAUUGUCCCAAUGUUGUCACUUUCACUUCUCUGAUUAAGGGUUUUCUCAUGGUGGAUAGGAUUGAUGAGGCUACAGAGAUUUUCAAGAAAAUGAUUGAGCAGGGCUGUCAACCUAAUAAAAUCACGUAUGGGACUCUGAUAAAUGGGUUAUGCAGAUCCGGAAAUACAGUUCUCGCAAUUCGGUUGCACCGGGAAAUGGUGAAUCGAAGUAGUGGUUGUAGUCCUGAGUCUCCUAACUUGGUCUCAUACAGCAUUAUAAUCGAUAGUCUUAGCAAGGAUGGAUUCAUAGACGAGGCCAAAGAGCUCUUUUUGGAGAUGUUGGAUAAGAAAAUUCCACCUGAUGUAGUGGUUUACAGCUCUCUUAUCCGUGGUUUCUGCAAUGUGGGGAAAUGGGAAGAAGCCACAAGGCUUUUUAGAGAAAUGGUAGAUAAAGGAGUACGUCCCAAUGAAAUAACGUAUAAUGUGUUAAUGGAUGCUCUUUGCAAGGAAGGGAAGACGAGAGAGGCCUGUAAAUAUUUAGAACUGAUGGUUCAUAGAGGUGUGGAGCCUGAUAUCAUCACUUACAACACCUUGAUGGAUGGGUUCUGUUUGGAAGGUCAAAUUGAUGAUGCGGAAGAGCUGUUCAAGUCUAUGAGAGAUCGAGGUCGUGUACCCGAUGUUGUGAGCUACAAUGUGUUGAUCAAUGGGUACUGCAAGAGUGGCAAGGUAGAGAAAGCCAUGGUUCUUUAUCAUGAGAUGCUCCAUGAAGGGAUCAACCCCACAAUCAUUACCUUCAACACCUUAUUGACUGGUAUUUGUAAGGAAGGUAAAGUUGGUGAUGCACGAAAACUAUUUGAUGAAAUGCUCACUCUAGAUCAGAGGCCCAACUCCAUAACUUAUGUUAUUUUAUUAGAUGGGCUUUGUAAGAAUCAAUGUUUUACAGAGGCCAUGGAGCUGUUUCACACUCUCGAAGAUAGUAAAUUCAAACUAAGUAUUAGGAUCUUCAACGUUGUCAUAAAUGGAAUGUGCAAUGCAGGUAAGCUAGAUGUUGCUAUUGAACUAUUCGAUAAGCUGAUUCGAAAUGGAUUGAAACCUGAUGUGGUAACUUUUACGGUAUUAAUAAAUGGGUUCUGCAAGGAUGGACAGUUGGAGAAGGCAAACGAGUUGUUUGUGCAAAUGGAUGAGAAGGGUUGCGCUCCUAAUGUGGUGACAUUUAAUACACUUAUGCGUGCUUUCUGCCAAAAUAACGAGGCAGAGAAAGCAAUACAACUUCUUCAUAAAAUGGUGGAGAGGGAUAUGGAGCCGGAUGCAUCCACAGCCUCCAUAGUAGUAAACAUGCUAUCAGAAAACGAAGAAUACCGGGGAAGUUUGGAUUUGCUUCCAAAUUUUAUGCUUAGGCAUCAGCAGAAAGGAUGAUGUUCUGCUGAUGCGAUGAGUUCACAAAUUUGGACUUUGGAGGGAUAUCAGCAGUUGGUAAGCUUAUUUUACUGUAAGGGUGCUUGCGGGUCGGUGAGCAAUGAAUAGUCCGCUGACAUUUGGAUUGACCCAUGGGUUUCUAAUGGCACAGAUUCAGAGUUCAUAGUGACUCUAAAAUGGAUCGAGUAAAUCAUGUGGCUGAUCUAUCUAAUUGAAUUCAACGGUGACUUGGAAGUAGGGCAUCAUCCAAAAUAUUUUUUAUCCAAUCAAAGCCAAUUUUAUCAUGGAGAUCAGAUUGAGUAGUAGACAGAUCUCAAGGGAUGAAGAGAUUAUUUGGGCUGUGAUGAACAAUGGAAUUUAGUAUUAAAUCUGUAUUGUAGUCUGUUUGGUGAAUGAGCUGUUCAGCCAGCGAUACAGUGGCAAAUCAUCCUAUUUCAGGCCAAUUAUGGAAACUGAAAACUACUAUCCCAGGGGUUCAAAUAAUCACUUGGUGUGAAGUGACUGUUGUUUUACCUUUCAGAUCUAAAUUUUCAAGAGUCCCUAAUAUUGGGAUAUAUGGCCAUUUUGUGUAGACCACCUUCUAUUCACCUGCAGCCAUUCAAAGGCCCUAUCAUUUUGUUCGCAUGCAUUCUGUACAGAAACUAAUUGUAUGAGCAUGAGCAAUUGGUUCCUUGUUUGGAUUAGUGAAAGCCAACAGUCUGGCGAUGACGGGUUUUAUCUUCCAAGCAAUGCUUCUACAGUGGCUUGGUUUGUAUUGACGGCAAGAAAUGAGAAAAAAAAAAAAGAAAAAAACUUCAAAAGUAAGCUUCCUACCCUUGGCACUUGAUAGAGCUAACAGUUUAUUCACUGAAUUAGAGUCAGCUAUCAAGAAUACAGAGUAUCCUACCUGAUGGUGAGCCAUCUUGUUUAAUUAACAAAGGGGCAGAUUGAAAUUUAAUCUGGACAGAGCAAAAUAGAAUAUCAUAUCAGCAGCAGCAGCAUCAUUAAUGGGUUGCAAUCAUGAAGGGAAAUUUAUUUUGGUGUACAUAGCUCAUAUUCUUCCUUUUCAGCAGAAGAAGCAAAAAGUUGAUACGCUGGACUGCUUUGCCGUUUUGCAGGACUUGCCUGAAGUAAUGUUCCUGGUUGGGAAAGAAUUCAUAAUUGUGCUCAUUCUUGUAUAGUAUGGGGCCAAUCGAUGUAAUGUUCUGUCUAGGGAAGAUUGAAAUCUUCACCUUGUAUUGAAGUUUUUCAAGUUACAGUCCCAGUUUGGAGGCGGAAAUUUUUGUUAGUUGUACCUUAUUGAGUUAUUCCACAUAUUUCAUGCUCAAAAUUACAGUA